Molecule: messenger RNA, 1879 nt
Organism: Desarmillaria tabescens
Lineage: Eukaryota; Fungi; Basidiomycota; Agaricomycetes; Agaricales; Physalacriaceae
Product: glycoside hydrolase family 47 protein
Exons: 10
Coding region: 129-1868 (579 amino acids)
Biological process (GO): mannose trimming involved in glycoprotein ERAD pathway; carbohydrate metabolic process
Cellular component (GO): endoplasmic reticulum; membrane
Molecular function (GO): calcium ion binding; mannosyl-oligosaccharide 1,2-alpha-mannosidase activity
Source: RefSeq, a predicted model, not a curated record
CGCUCCAAUGAUAGUGUUGCAACCUCUUUUCUUACCGUCACACCGCAGAGUGCCCUUUCCUUUGACUUAUGUCCUACUAGCUCCCAGGCAACUGUGGUACGGACUUUCAUCCCAGGUAUCUUUAUUCCAUGUUAGAAGACAUACAAGACAUGUACUGGAAUCAUCCUCUGUCGUCGGCUAUACGCAGUCUUCGGUACAAACCCUACGUCCGCAACAUUUUAUAUGGCGGCGUCGCGCUGACGAUACUUUACGCGCUCUACAACUCUGUGCAGCGACACGAGUCUCUUUCCUAUGACUUCCCAGAAGAAGUUACGGUGCCAACGCCUCCUCAAGUCUGGGAUGAGAGGGCACGUCAGGUCAAGCGAGCUUUUCUCCAUGCUUACCAUGGUUACGAGCGUUAUGCUGCUCCACACGAUGAACUGAAGCCCGUUUCCACGGGGUACAAAGACAAUUUCAAUGGCUGGGGUGUCUCGAUAUUCGACUCUCUAGAUACUAUGGUUCUUUUAGGCCUCGAAGGAGAGUAUGAACGGGCACGUUCAUACGUUGAAAAGACCCAAUUCGAGUUGGCAGAGCACACCUUUGUUCCGUACUUUGAAACUACCAUAAGAUACCUUGGAGGCCUUUUGUCAACCUAUGCCCUCAACCAAGACCCGAUGCUGCUUAAGCGCGCUGAUGAGCUCGCGAAGAAGCUGGAUCCUGUCUUCAAUACCCCAAGCAAGCUGGCAUUGUUCGGUGUCAAUCCGUCGACCGGGGAAGUCGUGGGUCCAGAUAUCGGCAUUUUAGCCGAGAUGGCAACCUUGCAAUUGGAGUACACGUACCUUGCGAAGGCAACGGGAAAUAGAGCGCAUUGGGAACGACGCUAUCUUCAGCCUGAUCUGCGCCAAACCGGCGGCAUGUUCCCUAUCGGCUGGAAUUUGACUACCGGACAACCUCACGAUACCCAUUUAUCUUAUCUUCUGAAGCAAUAUCUGCUGACUGCUAAGACCGAUAAGGCUAAUCUUGAAAUGUAUAUUCGCGCGACUACACAUAUCAUCACAAAUCUCAUGUACAUAUCACCCACCCGGCACCUUCUCUAUGUUACUGACACCACGACUCCAACGCAUGAAGCGCAAGGAACGCCAACUCAUGUCUUUGAACACCUAUCUUGUUUCCUCCCCGGUCUUUUUGCCUUGGGCGCUCACACAUUACCUCUGGACGAUCUUGAUUCAAUGGGCGUCAACUUAUGGACCUGGCUGCAAAGGGUAACUUCGGCCAUGCUGGAGAUGGAUAUCGAAGGCUCAAGCAGUUACAAUCUCAAGGAACUACACAUGUGGGCAGCUGAAGGCCUUGCGCAGACUUGUUGGCUCACCUAUGCUGAUAUGCGAACUGGCUUGGGUCCGGAUGAGACACACAUGCGCGCCAGUGUUCAUAGUGUCCUGGGAGAAGGCCAUCUGUGGAUGGAUUCCAUGGAUAGAUGGAAACAAUCUGGGGCCAGAGGAAUACCUCCUGGUGUUGGCGAUAAGCCUCCAGUGAUUUACACUGAACAGCAGCGAUUACGCGGCGGACCGGGAGGAAGAGAUUAUGCGAUCAAAAAACCCGGAUACUUGUUGAGGCCAGAGACAAUUGAAUCGCUAUACAUCAUGUGGCGCGUAACUGGAGAUGCAAAAUGGCGAGAACGCGGAUGGAGAAUCUUCGAAGCAAUAGAGAGGCACACGAAAACGCCUUAUGGAUACGCAAGUAUUAAAUCCGUAGAAGUCGUACCCCCACCCAAAGACGACGAUAUGCCUAGUUAUUUCCUGGCUGAGACGUACGUUUUAUCGGUCAUGCCUUGCAUAUCGGGCUCUAAUUAUCUUCCACAGAUUGAAGUAUUUGUAUUUAAUGUUCACUAACGAUGACCCGA